Symbiodinium natans is the source of this 1101-nucleotide messenger RNA. The record is from the annotation of a GenBank genome assembly. NCBI's taxonomy places the organism in Eukaryota, Dinophyceae, Suessiales, Symbiodiniaceae.
AUGUCCCUGGCGCUGACGCUCAGCCGACCGUUACAGCCGUGUGUGGGCAGACUGCGUCCGGCACUGUUGCGGCCAGCACUGUGUGUUUGGCCCAGCUAUCGGUUCUGGGCAUCGUGGCAUCGCCACCUGAAUCGCCUGAAUGCUGCUGCCGUGGAUGGAGAUGUCCAUCGAGCCGAGCGUGAGUUUGAGACCCUCAUUUCUCAAGUACCUCGAGAAAAGUCCACAGUGGUCUACAACACGUUGCUCAAGGCCUUCGCGAACAAUGGCUCUGCGCAGAGAGCUGUUUCGCUCUACGGACGAAUGCGAGAACAAAGCAUUCGUGUCAAUGCCAGGACCUAUGGCAAAAUCAUUGAAGCUCACGCCAAAAUCGGCGACCUGGAGUCUGCGAUGGCAUGGCUGUCCCGGCGGUCUCAGGACUUCAAGUCCGAUGCUGUCGCCCUCAACAUGAUCCUCGAUGCUGCUGCGCAGGCUGGCCUUGCGGAAGAGGCGGAGGUACUCUUCCUUUCCAUCGAGCAGAUGGGCUUUGCCACAACUCAUUCGUUUGGCAGUGUCUUGCACGCCCUUGCAAAGGCCUGGAAGCCCAGUCAAGCCAUCACGUGGCUGGACCGCAUGGACCGAGAGCAGGUGGAGCCCAACGCCAUCUGCUUCGGUGCAGUGAUCGACGCCUAUGCGAAGUCUGGGCAGCCACAAGAUGCGGUAAAGGUUUUGCAGGACAUGCAAGCCCGCAAGCUUCAGCCAGACCUCGUAGCAUUUUCCUCCAUCGUGGACGCCUUCUCCAGGCUCGGAAAGGCAGCCGAUGCAGCCUUGUGGUUGGAGAACGCUGAGAGUUGCAACUUGCAUCCAAACAUCAUCGUCUACAACAGCAUCAUUUCGGCCUGCGCUCGCACGGGAAACCCCAAGCAGGCCAUCCGCUGGCUACAGAAGAUGCAAGCGGCAAGUUUAAGGCCAGAUCGUACUUCUUACGGUGGCAUACUGGAUGCGUUCUCCAAGAAGAAAGGCGUCAAGUUGCAAGAGGUCACUCGUUGGUUCCACUGCAUGGUGAAUGACCGGCACUCGCCAGAUGAAGCUGCGUUCUCGUGCAUGCCGAUUGGCUGGAUGUAG